CACGAAAGCAGAGAUGUCUUCAGAUCCAUGUGGCAGAUCCCUGCACUGAUAUGGGAAUCAACAAAGAAGGAGUUGGGAGAAGUAAAGGCGGGUUCUGGAGUCCAGGGGGAGUGUAAUGCAGUUAGUGCUGCAGGAGUGACGGUUUCUGCAAGGUCGGGGGAGACUGAUUGGGAAACCGCACACAGGCGUCUAGGGCAUGUGGCUAUGCCAUUGCUGCAGCAACUGCAUAAGGAAGAAGCAGUAAAGGGGCUCAAGCUUUCUGGGCAACCAAAUGCUACCAAGUGCGAGACGUGUCUGCUGAGCAAGUUCACACGGUUCCCCUUUCACGGCGUAGCUGGGAAAAGCAAGGCAGCACUGGAACUGGUGCACAUGGACCUCGUAGGACCUUUUCCAGUCCGAGGAAGUAAGGGGGAAAGGUACUUCCUGACAAUAGUUGAUGACUGGAGUCGGCUGAUGUGGGCAUACCCGUUGAAGCAGAAGGAUCAUGCUGCCUCAACAAUACGAGAUGAUUGGCUGCCGUUCGUCGAGCGACAAUCUGGGCACCCAUGCAAGAGCAUCAGAACCGACCGAGGUGGAGAGUUUCUAGGAGGAGAUCUGACUGCGUGGCUCAAGAAACAAGGCAUUGAGCAUCAGCUAACGACGUCCUAUACCCCUCAGUCAAAUGGCGUUGCUGAGAGGGCUAAUAGGACCAUCCUGGAAACUGCGCGAGCGCUGCUGAUCGAAUCAGGGCUGGGGAACUCCAUGUGGCCUCAUGCGGUGAGGCAUGCUACAGUGGCAAGGAACCGCGUACUCACAAAGGUGGCUGAUGAUAUGUGGGUGCCGCUGGAGAGGUGGCUUGGAAAGAAGCCUCCAGUGGACAUGCUUCGAGUGUUCGGAUGCAUGGCAGUGGCGCAUGUCCCUAAACCGUACAGGACAAAGCUUGGAGCAUCUGCACUUUGGUGUGUGCACCUUGGGCUUGCGGCAGAGAGCAAGGGGUGGCUACUCUGGGAGCCCUCAAAGAAUGUGCUGUUUGAUAGUCGGGAUGUCAAAUUUGUGGAGAACAUCAUGUAUGGCAAGUGGGAGAAGCAGCCGGAGGCAAGGGUCACCCAGCAGCUGGAAGAGAUCACUAUGCACUUCGAUCUGUCCGAACCUGAGGACAGCGAAGUCACUGCGCCAACGGCAAGCGGUACUGAUGAAGGAAGCAAUGAGGAUAUUGCAGCUGAUGCUGAAGUCAAGGAUCCGGAGCAGCAGCAGCAAGAGGCUUCCAAAACACCAAGUCUGUCAAAGCGAAGGAAACAGAUUGGUGGGGGGACAAAGGAUUGGGUGAAGGUGAAAGAAUGGGUAAAUCCAACCAUCUACCCUGCACGUACCAGAAUGGCAAUGAGAAAGCUGUUGAGCUCCACAAGUGGAGGAGCCACAACUGAGCAGCAGGAACAGGCUCAAGGCGAAGAUGCAGUGCUGUUCUUGGGUGAUGACCAAGAGUCAGAUGACAAGGAGCCUGCAUACUGCUUUUACGCACCAAUACAACCUCCGAGCAUGGAUCAUGCGCUAGCCGGGCCUCAACGGGGGAAGUGGCUCGUUUCAAGAGAUGCAGAGUACAACAGCAAGAUGGAGAAUCACACAUGGGACCUGGUGUACUUGCCAAAUGGGAAGAAGGCAAUACAGUGCAAGUGGCUGGCAAAAAUCAAGACGGAUGAGAAAGGAGAGCCAUCAGUUUACAAGAGCAGGCUGGUGGCAAAGGGGUUUCAGCAGAAAGCGAAGGAAGAUUACAAAGAAGUGUUUGCCCCAACUGCUAAGUCUCCAACGCUACGUGUGCUGCUGGCGGUAGCUGCUGUGCGCAAAUGGAAGGUGAAGCAGAUGGACAUCGUAACCGCUUUUCUGUAUGGCAUUGUGGAAGAGGAGGUAUACAUGGUUCAACCACCUGGCCAUGAGGAUGGAACCGGUCGUGUCUGCAAACUUAACAAGGCCAUCUAUGGCUUGAAGCAGGCCCCGAGAUGCUGGUACAACAGGCUGGCCAGUGCACUGGAAGGGAUUGGAUUCCGUGCGAGUGCAUGCGACGAGAGCCUAUUCCUGAUGAGCGAGGGGGAGUCGCUUGUGCUUCUGCUGGUGUACGUGGAUGACAUCCUGCUCUUCAGCAGCAGUGACAAGGAGAUCGAUGGGGUGCAGCGGAAGCUCACAGAGCAGUUCAAGUGCAAGUCACUUAGAGAGGCAAGGUACUACCUGGGAAUGCAUAUUGAGCGGGAUACUGAACGUGGCUGGCUCAAACUGCAUCAGGGACAGUACAUCAACACCUUGGCUGAGAAGUACUCUCUGCAGGAAGAACGGGAAGUGGUCACACCUUUGCCUUCCGAGUUCAAACUCAUAAAGGCAGCUGAAGGAGAAGGAGUUGAGAGUGAAGACCAGAGGCAAUUCCAAUCCAUGGUCGGGAACCUACUCUACGCUGCUGUGCAUACUCGGCCUGACAUCAGCUUUGCUGUGGGACAGCUGGCUCGAGUAGUGCAAAAUCCAACAGAAGAGCAGUGUGGUGCAGCGAAGAGAGUGGUGCGCUACCUCAAGUCAUACCCUACAGUGGGAGUACAGUAUUCAGCCUCUGCUCAACUCAGUCAAAAAAGAAUUGAAGUCCUCAAAGAGAAGGGGGAGCAGCUCGGAGAAGGAAAGGUGUUCCUUUCCUGUUUUGCUGAUGCCACGUGGGCUUCUGAGCAUGAGGAUUCAUCAUCAGUUGGUGGAUACAUCUGCAUGGUGGGAGGUGGGCCUGUAAGUUGGAGGUCCAAGAAGCAGUCUGAGACGGCACUAUCUUCAGUGGAAUCUGAGUACAUGGCGAUGUUUCAUGCGGCAAAAGAAAUCAUCUGGCUAAGGAGGCUCUUGAAGGAGAUCGGCCAUGAACAGACUUGUGCGACACCUCUGUUCAGUGAUAGCAAGGGAGCCAUUGCCAUGGCACGCAAUGCAGUUCUUCAUGGGUUGAACAAGCACAUGAGGAUCAUGUGGCAUUGGCUGCGGAAGGAGGUGAAGCUUGGGACACUGGAUCCGAUCUACGUGAAAACUCAGCAACAGCCAGCCGACUUCCUUACCAAGCGGCUAGCUGAAGAGCCACACUGGCGCUGUGCGAGGAUGGCGGGAAUGUCCUUGAACUAGAGACGGCGAAACAAGCCGACAGUCUGAGGGGGAGUGUGUUGGUGCAUAUUCGUUUGCACGUCAUCCUGUCGUCUGUUCGCAUCAUUUCGUUGCAUGUGUUUUGUGUGCUACGUUGUUUGUAUGGUUUGUUGGGUUUGCAUGUCUUUGCAUGUUCAUCUUGUGCUUGUGCAGAUGUGCUUGGAUUGUGCAUGACAUCGAGCACAUUCCAACGAGCCAAGAAUUGU
Messenger RNA from Closterium sp. NIES-67, 3335 nucleotides. The record is from the annotation of a GenBank genome assembly. NCBI's taxonomy places the organism in Eukaryota, Viridiplantae, Streptophyta, Zygnematophyceae, Desmidiales, Closteriaceae.